This is a messenger RNA of Bolinopsis microptera, 630 nucleotides long. RefSeq names its product activating signal cointegrator 1 complex subunit 1-like. Lineage: Eukaryota; Metazoa; Ctenophora; Tentaculata; Lobata; Bolinopsidae. Bases 1 to 630 code for a protein of 209 amino acids. Gene Ontology annotation, biological process: DNA alkylation repair; regulation of DNA-templated transcription. The record is from RefSeq and is a predicted model, not a curated record. The transcript has a single exon. Gene Ontology annotation, cellular component: nucleus.
AUGUCCCCAACUCAUUUCAUCUCAAUUCCUGUUGCAUCUCCUGGAAUCACUGAAAACUUGAGAAAGUUUCAGGACCUUUGUGGUGAAAAGAUACACCCUCACAAAGUCCAGUAUCCGUCCAAACUCCAUCUAACUAUUGGGGUGCUUAAAUUAUUCUCAGACGAGGAAGUACAACAGGCUUGUAACUGUUUGUCAGAAUUCUCUGCCAAAAUACCACCUAUCCUUUGUGAGCAGCCUCUUCACGGCACUCUGAAAAACCUCCGGGUAAUGCGUGGUGACAAUCAGUUUGUCAAGGUGAUGUACAGCGAGUUUAUACUCUCAGAUGAUUCCGACAGAUUACAAAAUCUAGCUGACAAGUGUUUGGAAUUCUUUGUUGAAAGAGGUUUUAUGGAGUAUCAGUACAAUACCACAGCUGUAAAGUUACACUGUACCCUCAUAAACACUCGUUGGAAUAACGCCGGUCCAAGGACAAUAAAUGCUUCAGAGAUAUUAUCUGACGAGUUUGAGCUUCAAAUCUUUGGUAAUUGUGUUCUUGAUAGAAUAGAUCUGAAUGAAAUGAGAGCUGAUAAAAGCUUUGUUGCAGAAAAUGAUAAACGAUAUCUUAACGUGUCUUGUGUUUCAUUUAAAUAA